AUGGUGGAGCUGACUGCAGAAGAGAAGUCAGCCAUCACUGGCCUGUGGACUAAGGUGAAGGCAGAAGAGGUAUGUGGAGGCACUGAAUUUCUCUGUCCUCUUUUUACACUUUCUAGGAUACUGAUGGUCUAUCUGCAAACCAAGAUAUACUUUGACCAUUUUAGAGACUUCUCCUUCCGUGCUGCCACUGAAGGUAACCCCAAGCUGAGGGUUCUUGGUAAGAAGAUGAUGGAAUCCUUUGGUGAAGGCCUGAAACACCUGGAUAACCUGAACGACACCUUUGCCAGCCUGAGUGAGCUGCACCAUGACAAGCUUCAUGUGGAUCCUGAGAACUUCAAGCUCCUGGGCAGCAUGAUAGCCAUUGUGCUAUCUUGA
Mus pahari (shrew mouse) is the source of this 375-nucleotide messenger RNA. RefSeq names its product hemoglobin subunit beta-like. Gene Ontology annotation, biological process: hydrogen peroxide catabolic process; oxygen transport. Gene Ontology annotation, cellular component: haptoglobin-hemoglobin complex; blood microparticle; hemoglobin complex. Bases 1 to 375 code for a protein of 124 amino acids. Gene Ontology annotation, molecular function: oxygen binding; hemoglobin alpha binding; peroxidase activity. NCBI's taxonomy places the organism in Eukaryota, Metazoa, Chordata, Mammalia, Rodentia, Muridae. The transcript has 3 exons. The record is from RefSeq and is a predicted model, not a curated record.